Messenger RNA from Meriones unguiculatus (Mongolian gerbil), 5057 nucleotides. RefSeq names its product glucosaminyl (N-acetyl) transferase 2 (I blood group) (gene Gcnt2). Gene Ontology annotation, molecular function: acetylglucosaminyltransferase activity. Gene Ontology annotation, biological process: transforming growth factor beta receptor signaling pathway. The transcript has 3 exons. Bases 1190 to 2608 code for a protein of 472 amino acids. Lineage: Eukaryota; Metazoa; Chordata; Mammalia; Rodentia; Muridae. The record is from RefSeq and is a predicted model, not a curated record. Gene Ontology annotation, cellular component: membrane.
AGACCGUUUCUAUCCUCCUAGGUCUCCUCACCUGUAAAUCAAAGAAAUUGUGUUUGGCCAUGUCAGAGGUCCCUGUUUGGCAGCUUUCCAAGUGUAUGGAGACCAUUCCUAAUCGGUCUUGAUGGCUCCUCCCUGGCUGCUGCUCCGUCAGAACAGUGAAUGGUGGGAAGUGGGCAGAGUGGGACAGGGAGAGAGGGGGCAGGGUGUUCAACCUGGAAAUAGCCGUAGGACCUGCCUUGGUUUCCCCCAAAGCAUUCCACUUUCUCUGUAAGCUGGUGCACAGGUAAGCUAAGAGAAUCCCGAGCCUGGUAACCAGACCUGCUCUUCCUGGUUUCCCUGAGUCACAGUGACAGAUACUUCCAGGAAUUUUACAACGGCCCAGGAACAUUUGUUCUUUCUUCAGAGGCCAGGAAGUGGGAGAGCACAGUGGGUGGUGGAGGGUGGGAAAGAGACAAGAGAGAAUCCCAGGAGUGUUACAGAAUGACCACCAACGUGAUGGCACCCUGCUGUAGAGAGACGCUUAGUAGCUAGGUCCUCGAAUAUUGCAAAUAAUACUUGUGUUGGCAGUUCUAGGCAUCGGAAGCUCUGUGUGAAACAGAAACCAGUGGCUAUCGCAUUUCGACGUAGCACGCAGGCAAAGGUGCGUUUGCUCGGACCCUCUGCGUGUGAAGUCGGCUUUAGCGGGUGUCCCACGGCUUGAUUCUUAUUUCCUCUUCUCGUAAGUCUGAGUAAGCAGAACACAUCGGAAUGAUUUAAUCCUGCACACCUCACCGCAAAGUUUGUGUUCUCUCUCUCUCUGCUGAUUAUCUAUUGAGGGUGUUGCAAUGCCCUUUUUCCGUGCCUCUGUCUCUGCCCAGGGCCGGAGAUAACACUGAAAUGAAAAACAUAAAUAAACAAACAAACAAACAGCGACUAGAAAGAAGAGAAACAGAGAAACAGCGAGUUGCGGUCGCCCUACACACUCCCCAAAUAGAGCUCCCUCUUCUGGAACGCGACCGAAGGGAGCCGCUCAGAUGGAAGGAGGGAAGGUGGGUGGGGUUGAUGCUUUGAGAAAGUCGGUUCCACAACGCCGCUGGCUGGCUCCGAGGCACCUCUUUGCUUUUCGUGUGCAAACGAGGAGAUUUCCCUGGCUGGGCGGGGCUGAGCUCCUGCCAGCGGGGACUCGGCUCCGAGGGGGUUCAGGAUUCGGAUGCCAGCGUGCGGCGGGGAAGCCGAGCAUCUCCAGCCGGUCCGGGAGGAUGGAGCAGAAUCGGAAGCACGGGAGACCCGCGGUUUGAGAGCUGGGCAGCGCGAGCCCGCACCUCUGCGGGAGAAGCCGGCGGAUCUGGAGGAGGCUCUCGCGCCUGGGCUCGAUCACUUCUCAGUCUCCGGUGAGAAUUCGUCUCGCCCGGAACUGAAAAUAAUGAACCUACGGCUGAGUUGCGUCUUCUUCUUGACUGCGCUCAGCGUGGUGAUUUUUGUGGUCUUUUAUCAAAGCCAGUUGAGCCCUGCCAACCUCUACCAGCGGCUCAACAGCUCCCGCGAAAGGACGUCUGUCAUCGCCUGCGAUUACGGCUCGCAAAAUCAGACGUUCUCCGUGUCGGGGAACACAUCGCCACAUCCUUUGGGAGGUAUCUCUUGCCAGCGGUACCGGACCCAGAGCCACUAUAUCACCAGCCCCCUGUCCGAAGAGGAGGCUGCCUUCCCCCUGGCCUACGCCAUGGUGAUCCACAAAGACUUCGGCACGUUUGAAAGGCUCUUCAGGGCCAUCUACGCGCCCCAGAAUGUCUACUGCAUGCACGUGGACGAAAAGGCCAGCAGGGAGUUUAAAGGGGCGGUGCGGCAGUUACUCCAGUGCUUCCCCAACGCUUUCCUGGCUUCCGAGACCGAAAGGGUGGUCUACGGUGGCUUCUCCCGGCUCCAGGCUGACCUGAACUGCAUGAAAGAUCUGGUGGCCUCCGAGGUCCCCUGGAAAUAUGUCAUCAACACCUGCGGCCAGGACUUCCCUCUGAAAACCAACAAGGAAAUCGUUAGCUACCUGAAGAGAUUUAAGGGGAAAAACAUCACCCCAGGGGUUCUGCCCCCUCAGCACGCCGUUGAGCGGACUAAGUACGUCCAUCAAGAACGCACAGGCAAAGGUGGAUUUUUUAUGAAGAAAACAAAUAUUUUGAAAGCUCCCCCUCCACACCAGCUGACCAUCUACUUUGGCACGGCGUAUGUGGCCCUCACCAGAGACUUCGUCAACUUAAUCAUGAGCGACAAGAGGGCCAUUGAUCUCUUGGAGUGGUCUAAAGAUACCUAUAGCCCUGACGAACACUUUUGGGUGACACUCAAUAGGAUCCCAGGAGUCCCUGGCGCCAUGCCAAAUGCAUCCUGGAUGGGUAACCUCAGGGCUGUGAAGUGGAUGGAUAUGAAAGACAAGCACGGAGGAUGCCAUGGUCACUAUGUCCAUGGCAUCUGCAUCUAUGGAAACGGAGACUUAAAGUGGCUGAUUAACUCGCAAAGCCUAUUUGCUAACAAAUUUGAACUCAACACAUACCCUCUGACUGUGGAAUGCCUGGAGCUGAGGCAUCGAGAAAGAACACUCAAUCAGAGCGAAACUGCCAUACAGCCCAGCUGGUAUUUUUGAUCCGAAGCAGCACUGGCCUGAAGGGAAAUUGAAGGCAUUAAGAAGAGCCUUCUUCUCCAAGGACUCUUGCCUUAGCCAUGCUAAAGGCUUCAAAAAACUGGUUUUAGGAUGUGGCUACCCAGCUAUGCUUAAAAUAUGGCUGGGUACAGCUGUCCUGGCAUUUUACAUUUUAGCCAGUCCGGCCAUUUCUUUUGAAUGUCGUUUCUUUUCGUCUCCCUCCCCUCUUUUCCUCUUCUUCUCUCUCUCUCUCUCUCUCUCUCUCUCUCUCUCUCUCUCUCUCUCUAAGGUAGGUAGGGUCUUGCUAUGUAUAUCUGACCUGGUUCUUCUCAGGUGGCCCAGGAUGGCCUUGAACUCUCAUUACUUUGACCACCCCCCCCCGAGUACUGUUAUUACAAGUGUGUACGGCCACACCUGGCUCCGAUGCCUGGCAGCCACUCGAUGCUCAUCUUCUUCCUAGUCCACUCCAGUGGUUAAUUACACAGUUAAAUGCACCUGUUAGGAGAAGGUGGGAAACACCAUUUAAGAAAAUCAGAACUUGGUUUAUUUGAGAAGGAAGCUUUCAUGCCAUCUCCCUAGCAACUAUGUACUCAGCCACACACGGGCAUAGAGACAGACUUCUAGGAACUCACCAAUCUAUUUAAUCACGAACUGACCUUGGAGAGCUGAGGAACUGUAUAGUUAGGUCAUUGUCCGUGCAUUUGACUGACAUUUGUGCAGACUUGGUCUCCAUCUCCAGCAUCAUAAACGGGUCUUGUGAACACUGACAUUUUCAGUUUACUCGUGUCUGAAGCGCUGCGCACGGUACAGAGCCAGUAACCAGAGAUCGACAGCGUGCGCCCUAAGACAGGAAGUGGCUGCAGGAAGAGGACCUCAGGGAUGCCAGGCAUUUCCGUGUCCUGUUGCAGAACGUUCUCGCUCCCACCGAGAACGCUGAAACGUCCUUACAGGAAUGAAGGAAUUCUUUCUUUCCCACGGGAAAGGUGCUAUUGUGUGGGUCUGGAACCUGCGAAUGACUCGCUUCUGGGGUUCCGUUUCCAUAGGAGAGAUGGGGACCCACUUCUGUUGCACAUGGCUUCAAGCACACCGGGACGCAGCGAUCGGUGCCCACGAGAGCCCCGAGUGGUAGGUGGACACCCGUGUCCCUUUCCACUCGUUCUCUCGGUCAUUCGUUCAGCCUGCAUUCAGCAAAGGCCUCUGGGAUGUCUGUGAUCCUCCAGACACAUGCUCACCGGCACACAAGGGCAACAAGACAGAUGCUUUCUCCACGGUGGAACUCUUGGGGAGUGGAAUCAGCUUUUGAAAUCCUGCUCUGGGGUCUUACAGAAUGGCUACACCUCACACAUACCCCAGCCUGGCUAUAUAUUACAUCAGGCCAUAGUGAUCAGUAAUUUAUUAAUAGAUUCAUCCGGGGACGGGGGGGUGGGGGACACGACAAAAAGCUAAAGCCUGCUGUGCCCCCUCCAGCUCCUCCUUAUCUCAUUUUAUUCAGAACUUGGUUCCCACUCCCCCUUUUCCCACCCCUGGUUACUUCAUCACUCAGAUGAUGUAACAAGCCUUAGGACGGUUCAUGAUUGCUAGGAAGCAAAUUCUAUGGAUUUGGGUUGCCUUUCAGCUCCUUUCAGCUCAUUUCCUUAGAGUUGUGGAGAGAAGGUGGAGUUUAAGAAUGGUCUUAGUGUUAAUAUUGAGAAAAAGUUCUGUCAGGAUUCAUGGGGGGGGGUCCAUGCUUCCAAGCCUGACAACUGGGUUCAAUUCCUGGGACCCACAUGAUGGAGGGAGAGAGCCCACUCCCAAAAGUGACUCGCCAACCUCCACACGUGUCGCAUUGGUCACCCCACCACCAAACACACACACAAAGAUGGAUAAGUGCAAUUUAAUAAAUGUCAUUAUCUUUACUAGCCCCGUUGUGUUUAUAAAUCUUUAUUUGUUCUAAUGGAAAAAAAAAACACACACACACUUGCUUUAAAUGAUGUCACUUACCACAAUUUCAUUCGUGUGCUGUAAUUGUACCUGCUGAAUGUUAAUCAUCUUUAAAGGGAAUCACUUUCAUGUAAAGCUGUUUUUUUGUUUGUUUGUUUUUUGUUUUUUAUCCUACUGAAAGAUAAAAUGGGGUCAAAUCGGGUAGCAAAGGGUUGAACGGUGGGAUGCACCAGGUGAAGGCAAAGUCUAAGCCGGGUCUCUCUUCAAUUGUUGUAUGAUGAUAGCACCUGAAGAGAAAUGUUUUACACUGGAUCUCUCAUGGAAAGUGAGAACUUAUUCUGGAGUAGAAGUUUACAUGCCCAUUGCUGGUGGCCUCUUUAUUAUAAAUAACUUUAAUAUUGGAAAUGUAUAGCAGUUUAGCUAGUGAGCUAGCUCAGAAGGUACCCUCACCUACUGUAUCUGUUUUUGGUUUCGAUGAUGUUUUCUGUUUUUGUGUAUUUGGAAAUAAAUUAAUAUAUUGUUUUCCACCUUU